AUGUCAAGCGCAACAGGAAACAACACUGCCAGGAUACCUACAUCUCAUACAUUAUGGUCUCCGUAUGACACUGUGAGAGAUGCAGCCGAGAGUUUAGGCCUUUCAAGUCAAUUAACUGAGGACGUGGCUAAAAAUUUGGCCAUGGACGUCGAGUACCGUAUUCAUGAAAUCUUGGAGCAAGCAUUGAAAUUCAUGAGGCACGGAAAAAGGAAAAUACUUACUGUAUCUGACGUUGACAGGGCCAUGAAAGCUUUGAAUCUGGAACCAUUGUACGGCUAUGAUGUUUCGAGAUCUCUUGUUUUUAAAGAAGCAAUGGUUGGCCCUGGUCAAACGCUGUACUAUGUUGACGAUGAUGACGUGGAAUUUGAAAAACUAAUCAACCAGUCACUCCCUAAAGUUCCGAGGUUCACUUCAUUCACUGCCCAUUGGCUUGCAAUCGAGGGUGUGCAGCCAACAAUUCCUCAAAACCCGAACCCUGGCGAGAUCAAGCAAUUGCCUCCUAAUCAAAGGGGUUCGGUUGAUAACAUACUGAGCUUAAAUAAUGAUGAAAUAUCUUUGUCAACCAACCCAACUAACGGAUUAACAACGGUUGAGCAAAACUCACGAGGAAGAAAGAAAGACCUGGAUGUGAAACCGCUUGUCAAGCAUAUGCUCUCUAAAGAGCUUCAGUUGUAUUUCGACAAGGCUGUUGCUGCAUUGCUGGAUGAGACCAAUGAAAGCCUUCGAGCGGCUGCUUUGGAAUCAUUAGAAGCUGAUCCAGGACUACACCAACUUGUCCCUUAUUUCAUACAGUUCGUCGCCGAAACAAUAACGCACAAUCUGAAAAAUCCAACGAUUUUAACAACAAUGCUAAUGGUGAUAUAUUCUCUUCUAUCCAAUAAGUCUAUUUUUCUUGACCCAUACAUUCACGCUAUAAUGCCAUGCAUACUCACUCUCCUUCUCGCUAAGAAAAUAGGAACACGCUCAGAACUGGAAGAUGACAAAGAACAGUUUAGAAUUAGGGAGCUGGCUGCUUCUCUUCUCCAGAGAAUCAUUCAGGAGUAUGGUUCAUCAUACAAAACUCUUAAACCCAGGAUAACUAGAACGCUCUUGAGGGCGUUUCUUAGCAGUGCCACAAAGAAUUCAAUUGGGACCCAGUUUGGUGCGAUGAAGGGCAUGAAAUCUCUGGGUAAAGAAGUGAUUCGAAUAAUAAUGGUCGGUAACCUCAGAAGCUGGUCCACCUCCAUUUUAGAAGGUCUUGAUGAAAAUUCACCCAACUACAAAAUACUUAUCGAAAAUGUGAUGGAUUGCCUCAGUACAAUGGCCGACGAUGGCAAGCUUAGCAAUCCGUCGACAACUGAAGGUCACAAUGAGGGUAAGCCCCGUGGUCUGAGGGACGACGAAUUACAGAAACUGAGAGAGCGUAUAGGUGGCAUUCUCGCUAAGGAGGUCGCUUUGCAACCGAGUGCCCAAGAGAUAUAUGGCGGAAUUUUUUUUGGAGAAUCAUGA
Messenger RNA from Ogataea haglerorum, 1488 nucleotides. RefSeq lists its product as uncharacterized. Gene Ontology annotation, molecular function: protein heterodimerization activity; RNA polymerase II general transcription initiation factor activity; transcription coactivator activity. Lineage: Eukaryota; Fungi; Ascomycota; Pichiomycetes; Pichiales; Pichiaceae. Gene Ontology annotation, biological process: RNA polymerase II preinitiation complex assembly; transcription initiation at RNA polymerase II promoter. The transcript has a single exon. Bases 1 to 1488 code for a protein of 495 amino acids. The record is from RefSeq and is a predicted model, not a curated record. Gene Ontology annotation, cellular component: SLIK (SAGA-like) complex; transcription factor TFIID complex; SAGA complex.